Baudoinia panamericana UAMH 10762 is the source of this 1211-nucleotide messenger RNA. RefSeq lists its product as uncharacterized. Lineage: Eukaryota; Fungi; Ascomycota; Dothideomycetes; Mycosphaerellales; Teratosphaeriaceae. The transcript has a single exon. The coding region runs from base 161 to 1015 and encodes 284 amino acids. The record is from RefSeq and is a predicted model, not a curated record.
GUGCUUUCACUUCUUCAAAGCUUUGACAUUGCAACACCUCUGUCCUGGAGCAAUUCCACGCACCAUGGUGCAACAAGGUGAUGGUCAACGCUAGCUGAGCCAUCAACGGAACAGUAACUGACAGUUGCAUGCAGGAUCUGGUAGUGCGCCAGACGCGAAGAUGACCAUCAUCAUAGCGCCAAAGCAGGCCGUUGACAAGGCUCUCGGUUCUCCGAGCAGCAACACAACAGCAGCCAGCCAUUUCCGCUUCACCGACUUGCCACCAGAACUGAGAAACUCCAUUUACCGUCUGGCCUUGGUGGCGGACAAUUCAAUCGAGAUCCGCCGAAGACGCCGAGCAAAGAAAGGGCAACCACCAUAUUGGCUAGAAGCGAAAACCCUUCGAAUGAAUGGCAAGCAAAUGCGAAAGCCAGCACUUCAUGAGUCCAACGGUACCGCCGUCCUAAGAUUGAGUUGGCAAUGCAACCUCGAGGCAACGGCCAUCUUGUAUGCGGAGAACCACUUCAUAUUCAAAAAAAAGACCGCCUUCGUUCAUUUCCGCAGCCAAGUGAGAGCAAACUCAACGUUCCUAGAGAGUUUUGAAAUCAGAGACUGCAAUCAGUACGCAGAAACCAGCCUUUUCGACGCUUUCGUGGGCUUCCCAAAGCUACGUUUCCUGAAGCUUUGUUUCCCCAGAGGUGUUUGCUACAAACCAUACGCAAAGGGAAGGCUGUUCGGCCUUAUCAGGCCGUUGCUUAUGAAGGCUCAAACACCGGGUUGCAGUUGCGGCGCAAAGAUUCCGUGGCCAUGCAUUUGCCGUACGACAGAGCAACAGAGAUACUGGGACGCCUUACACUUCAGCGUCACGGCGGCAAUCAGUCCCGCGGAUCUCAAACUGCUCACGAAGGAGACGUGGGCGGAACUCUUGCAGUGGGAAGAGAAGGUGAAAAGGCGAAUUGAGCGAAGGCUGGCGAGAGCGCGGGCUGAGCUUAGCCCAUCUGAUUCCGACGGUACGGCCAAGCUCACAGCGUCGUAGCCUCCACGGACACGACAGCUGUUUAUGGACUGUCAGCGGCGAAGAUGCAAGAGCGGACUACGUCGUAAGCAAGGAGUCGGCAUUUUGCCUUUGCGUUCACGUGGAUUAUCUGCCAAGACUUCGGGCGGUGUUGGGUUCACAAGCUCCCAUCCACAUACCCGGACUCGUUAGUCUAGGCAACAGCUUCAGUAUACUC